This is a messenger RNA of Penicillium samsonianum, 6339 nucleotides long. RefSeq lists its product as uncharacterized. Bases 1 to 6339 code for a protein of 2112 amino acids. NCBI's taxonomy places the organism in Eukaryota, Fungi, Ascomycota, Eurotiomycetes, Eurotiales, Aspergillaceae. Gene Ontology annotation, biological process: amino acid activation for nonribosomal peptide biosynthetic process; secondary metabolite biosynthetic process. The transcript is spliced from 3 exons. Gene Ontology annotation, cellular component: cytoplasm. Gene Ontology annotation, molecular function: catalytic activity; phosphopantetheine binding. The record is from RefSeq and is a predicted model, not a curated record.
AUGAAAUUUCUCCCUCAGCCCUCCCUCUUCUUCCAUACAAAACAACACAAACUUAUAUUUUUCCCUCUGGAAGUCAACUUGCCCGAUAUCCCCAAGACCAUGACACAAAGUAUGAUGUCAACAAGAGUUGGAAGUGGGAAGGUUCUUCAUCCCACUCCAGACCAUCUCAACCAGAGUACCCAAAAUGGUAUUUUGGCCCACCAGGAACCUACCAUUCCUCCCUUCUCUUUGAUAUCUGGAACCGAUGGGGCAAAGGAUAUCCUGCCCUCAAUCGCCAAAUUAUGCGGCACCAUCGCAGAUGAUGUCCAGGACGCUUACCCUUGUACAGUAGUGCAGGAGGCCCUGGUAGCACUAUCCGUCAAAACUCCGCGCAUGUAUGUGGCGCGGUAUGUAUAUCGUCUGAGGGACGGUAUUACUUUUGAGCAGUUCCGCGCUGCAUGGGAUGCCACCGUCAGAGCUCACACAAUCAUGCGCACGAGAGUCGUGCAACUCGGCUCACGGGGUGUGGUGCAGGUAGUUGUUCGUGAGGGCAUUGAGUGCCAAAAGAGCAAUAAUCUCCAGCAAUAUCUCGCAGAGGACUGCCAGAAGGAGAUGCCAUUGGGGGCACCGUUAGCGCGAGCAGGUUUCAUUCAGGAUUUGGACCCAGCAAGUCCUGCUCAUUUUGUCAUUACACUUCACCAUGCCUUGUAUGACGACUGGUCAUUAGCCUUGAUCCUGAAACACAUCGAGGCGGCUUACGCUGAACAACGAGUGCCCCAUCAGCACUUUUCCCGGUUUACUGAAUAUUGUAUGAAUGCGUCCAACGAACAGUCCGAGAAAUUCUGGCAUAAUGAGCUCACACGCAUGAGUCCAACCUCGUUCCCAGCUGUGCCAGCUGACUCCUACACGCCAGCAGCAACCAAGUCAUUCAUCCUUGAAACGAACCUGGAUAAAUGUAUGGAUUUCGACAGUUUAUCGACAACAGUCAUGAUGGCCUGGGCAAUCCUCAUCUCGCGUCAUACGGCAUCCGAAGAAGUCGUAUUUGGUGUCACUGACACUGGACGACGCGCUGCAAUGCCAGGAGUUGAUUUGAUGAGUGGUCCAACAAUUGCCACGUUCCCCCUCCAAGUCUUGGUUCAAGACGACCAACCAAUUGGCGAGACUUGGAUACAACUGCACCAUCGUCGGGGAGAGAUGGUCCAGCAUGAGCAAUUCGGUCUCAACCAGAUGCGCAAAUUGUCUCCAGAAGCUGCGGCUCUGUGCAAAUUCCAGAGUCUUAUUGUCUUGCAACCGAAGAGACGUGAUGAUUAUUCGCUGUUUAGCGAGGUCACCCAAACCCAUGAUCUUGAAAACCACGCUACGUUCGGGACAUACCCCAUUACACUCGUUGUCGAACCAGCAGGAAGCACAGUCAGCGUGCAGGCAGUCUACGACCAUCACAUCAUCCCUGAAGUCCAGAUGAAAAGAAUACUUCAACAGCACUCACAUAUUAUGAAGUGGAUCAGCCGUGGGGAAAGUUCAUGCGUUGCAGAUAUUGAGGGCUUGUGUCCAGAGGAUCGAAUGGAUUUGCAAAUGUGGAAUAGUCUCAGGACUCCCGAAAAUGUCCAAUCUUGCGUUCAUGAUUUGAUCUCAGAAAUGUCCCGAUCUCAACCGCACAUCGCGGCUAUCUGUGCCUGGAAUGGAGAGCUCUCCUACGAGAGACUCGAAACUCUUUCGAGUGGAUUUGCCGUGCAACUGUUGGAGGAAGGGCUCAUUAGUCCGGACACGAUUGUUCCUCUCUAUUUUGAGAAAUCUAAAUGGACCGCCGUUGCCAUUCUGGGUGUCAUCAAAGCAGGUGGUGCAUUUGCCUUGUUGGAUCCUGCCACUCCGUUGAAACGAUUACAGAUUAUCUGCGAGGAUACCGGAGCACCGUUCGUGGUUUGCCCUCCAGAAUUGGUGUCCAAUGCAAAGGACCUCACAGGGAGCGUUGUCGUGAUCGACACUGAUGAUACCCACGGCAAUGGACUUGCGGCGUACGCUCUCAAGUAUCGCCGGUCCAAGGUCAGGCCAACGAAUAUCCUCUAUGUCGUUUAUACUUCUGGGUCCACGGGCCAGCCAAAGGGAGUCGUAAUCGAACACGGAGCGUUCUGUUCAAGUGCCUUGGCCUACAUCAAGGUUGCCAAAAUGGAUAGGGAAACAAGGGCUUUGCAGUUCGCCUCAUAUUCAUUUGAUGUGAGCGUGACGGAUCACCUGGCAACCUUGCUCGCCGGUGGCACUAUCUGUAUUCCUUCCCCUGAUGACCGAAUGAACGACAUCAUCAGUGUCGUUAGCAGAUUCAACAUCAACUACGCAGACUUUACGCCAUCCUUCCUUCAGGCGCUGUCCCGAGCAGUAAUCGACAUCUGGGGCAACCACGUCCGGCUCAUCAAUAUCUAUGGACCAGCCGAGUGCUGUGUACUUACCACCAUUCAGUCUCAGGUGACCUUGGAUACAGAUCCUUUGAACAUUGGAUUUGGUACAGGAGCCGUAUGCUGGAUAGCCGAUAGCAAAAACCACAAUCGGCUAGUACCCAUCGGUGCCAUCGGCGAGCUUUUAGUCGGAGGACCGAUCGUGGGGCGUGGAUAUUUGAAUGAUCCUACGAAGACGGCAGCUGCCUUUGUUGACACUCCCGAUUUUCUACAUGAGAUGCCGGCCUCAUCACCCCACAAUCGAGUCUACAAGACAGGCGAUUUGGUACAAUACGCGUCCGAUGGGUCUAUACGAUUCAUGGGUCGGAAGGAUAUGCAAGUGAAGCUUCGGGGCCAGAGAAUUGAGCUUGGAGAGAUUGAGCACUGUUUGAAUCAGUGCUUAGAAGUUUCCAGUUUGGUGGUGGAUGUGAUCAAGCCCAGAAACAACAGUGCCUUGCUGGUCGCCUUUAUUUUGCGAGGCCAAGCGGAGAAAACAGAUCCAAAGAAGCUUCUUUGUGACCCCGAAGAUGAGUUCCGGUCCAGCAUUAUUCAGGCAGAGGCACAGUUGCGAACCCAACUUCCUGGUUACAUGGUCCCCAAUCUAGACCGAAAGCGAUUGAGAGAGCAUACAUCAUCCCUUCCUCUUGAAGAUCUACAGAGAUAUGCAGCCGCAAAACAGGAUAAAAGAUAUCCUUCGACCCCGCAGGAGGAAGUCGUUCAUGGCUUAGUGACCCGUCUUCUUGGCCUAAAACCCGAGGUGGUCGGUAUGGAUGAUACCAUGUUCAGCUUGGGAGGAGACUCAAUCACCGCUAUGCGGCUUGCUGGCUUAGCCCUGGAGACGGGCAAGAAGCUGACCGUUGCUGAUAUAUUUGCACACCCGAAACUUUGCGAUAUGGCGUUGGUGAUGGAAGACUCCGACCCGGAUUCUGCCCACAAACAAUACAAGUCCUUCUCUCUCAUCCAAACUCCAGACAUCGAGCAAAAUGACUGUGAUUACAUCAAACGCGAGGCGAUAAAUCAGUGCAAUGCCCCAGCUGACUCCCUUGAAGACGUCUACCCCUGUACAGCUUUGCAGGAAGGUAUGAUGUUUCUUUCCAUUGCCAACCCUGGUACCUACCAAUGUCGCUAUCUCUACACAAUUCCGCCCGAGAUGACAGAAGAGCAACUUCAGCAGGCCUGGAGACAGACCACGGAAGCAAACACCAUACUCCGUACCCGCAUCAUCCAAGCCCGUUCUCGUUUGUAUCAGGCAGUCAUUAAGGAUGACCAUGUGGUGUGGGACAAGCCCGAUAACCUGGAUGAUUACAUUGCCACUGACAUGAAGCGACAUGUGGACGUCGGCGAACAGCUCGUCCGAAUGGCAAUUGCCCCGGCUACAUCCGAUCGACUUCGAGUUUGGGUCUUGUCAUUGCAUCACUCCCUGUGUGACGGAUGGACGGUUCGUCAACUUCUGGAGCAGACUGCGGCGGCAUACAGAGGGCAGAGCUUGGGAGCUCGUCCUUUCUGCUCAUUUGUGGGGUACGUCAUGAGAAAAGAAGGCGAUGAAGCAAAGGCUUUUUGGCAGACCGAGCUCGAAAACCUCGAUCCGCGCGCUGCAGCUUUCCCACCAGUUUCCUCGGCCCAAUACUCCCCUACGGCGGGGGUUCCGUUGACAUACCCUGUCAUGGAUCUGCCGGACAAACGCACCAGGCAUACUUUGACAACAGUUAUUCGUCUAGCUAUCGCCAGCGUAAUUUCACGACUCACCGGGUCUUCUGAUGUUGUCGUUGGUGUCACAACAUCAGGGCGUAGCGCUUCUCUCGGUGGGAUUCUCUCCGUCACCGGUCCAACUUUAUCGUCCUAUCCCAUGCGCCUCCAACUGCACCCGUCGCAGAGAGUUGAAGCGGCAUUGGCACAGAUUCAAUCGACCUCCAUCCGCGUGCUUGAUUUUGAACAUUUCGGUCUUCAGAAUAUCCGGAAAGUCAGCCCGGAAGCCGCUCGCGCCUGUCAGUUCCAGACCUAUUUGAAUAUUUGGCCACUCGAUGAAUCCGAAGCUCCAGACCCGUUCGUCCAGCUGGACGAUGCUGCCGGUCGUACAGAGUUUGGUGGGUUUGCCCUUGCUAUGAGUUGCAUGUUGGAGUCCCAGAAUAGUGGCUUUACCGUGGUAGCAAACUAUGACCCCGAAAUUCUCUCAGAGGAUCAAUUGACAGGAUUCCUCUCUCUAGUCGAGCAAGCAGUUCGUCAGAUCUGGUCAGAUGAUUCCAUUGCCCUCGGUCAAAUUCAAGCAGAAGACUCGGAGACUGGGAUUAAGGAGCCGUUACUCAUAAGUUCCCAGCCAUCUGAUGAGAUGGCCUGGCAAAAGCCAAGCUUUGAUCAGGUCACACAAGUUGCUAAGCGGCUUCCAUCGACUCCGGUCGAGAUUCAGAUUCACAAACUCUGCGCUCGAGUUUUGAACCUCAAUUUAGAUCAAAUUGGCAUGGAUGACAGCUUCUUCCAACUUGGUGGGGACUCCAUCGGUGCAAUGAGAUUGGUAUCGUGUGCUCGAACAGAUGGUCUCUCUCUGACAGUCGCCAAGGUUUUCAAAAACCCUGUGCUAAGCUCCUUGGCCCUCUCUAGCGAACCAUACGAAGGGGUAACAAAUUCGAGCGUUCCUCGCUUGGAUGACUCAAGACAUCACUUAGAGACCCAAGCUAUUUUGCAGGAAUUAGAUCUCGAAAAUGCGCCCUUCAACCGAGAUGAUAUCGUGGAUAUUGCUCCAACGAUUGAGGUCCAGGCAGACCUAGCAGGACGACCUCAUGUAUAUUGGCUCUUGGAGAUCAAGGGUGUGCUGGAUACUACACAGUUGAAUCGUGCUUGUGCCGCGUGGACCCAAAAACACAGUAUCCUCCGAACCGCCUUCCUCAGUCAUCAGAAGCAGUUGGUUCAGGUCGUUCUGCGAGAACAUACUCCGAUUCCGAUCCAAAAUGUCACCGAAAACGAUCCCAUGGAAAUUGCGAUGGCCUGGUCUCAGGAAGACUCUUCAAAAACCCAGACAGUUCUUGGCAUUCCCCCUCUUUUGUUGGCGCUAGUGCAGCAGAGUCCAUCAAAUUCUGUAUUAGUGGUGAGACUCUCCCACGCACAGUACGAUGGCUUAUGCAUACAAAGAUUGCUGGAGGAUCUUCUCGAGUUAUACCAUGGCAAGGAGGUCUCGGCAUCGGCAGACUUCACAAAGUAUGUGCGCCACUGCCGUGACCAUGAGUCCGAGGCGUUUGAUUUCUGGAAAAGUCUUCUCAUGGGCGCCGAAAUGACACCACCCAUGCUCCCUAAGAAACUCUCUCUCACCGGCGAGACAUCUAUCAUCGAAUCUGUACAGCAGGUACCUCUCAUGGCCUUGCCCCCUGGAAUUACAAUGGCAACAGUUGUCAAAGCAGCCUGGGCCAUGGUGCAGUUCCAGUUCCAUCAGACCAAUGAUGUCGUUUUCGGCCAGCUCGUCGUGAGCCGAAACACGGGCGUUGAGGAGUUAGACCAAGUGAUUGGGCCCUGUAUCAACCGCAUUCCCGUCCGUGUCCAGAAGGUAGCGGCGGAGUCGAUCCUCCAAUUCCUGCAGCGAAUUCAGCAGCAACACGCAAACUCGCUACAGUUCGAUACUCCAGGUCUCAAGGCCAUAGCCAAGGGCUGUACCGAUAGCUGGUCCCCGGACACUAUGUUUGGAUCGUUCAUUAAUCACAUACCUAAAGACUCUGCCGAUGAUGAGUUUGUAUCUGAAGGCUUAACUUGCAGGCUAGAUGCCUGGACCAAGAACGCACCACCUCCAAAUAUCAGGUUGACCUCGACCGAGGGAGAAAUGCUGAAGAUCAGGAUCAACGCUUCCAGUGAAAUCUCGACUAAGGCUCAUCUGGAUGAGCUCAAUGCUAAGGUUUGUAAGACAAUCUUAGAAUUGUUACAAGAUGCUCACAGCCCCUCUGUUGUCAUCUGA